Molecule: messenger RNA, 525 nt
Organism: Stegodyphus dumicola
Lineage: Eukaryota; Metazoa; Arthropoda; Arachnida; Araneae; Eresidae
Product: hemicentin-2-like
Biological process (GO): synapse organization
Cellular component (GO): neuron projection membrane
Source: RefSeq, a predicted model, not a curated record
AUGCCGUGUCUCAAUUUAGAAACAUUUGAAAACGUAGCAAUUCACGUUCGACAGAUUAUGAGUGAAACAAAGGGGCAGUUAGUCUCAAGCAAUUUAGCGGAUCUUGAUUUUGGUUCAGACGCUUUCGGAAGGACGGAGCGUAGUUUCAGUGGUUCUCUAGUUGAACCUCCAGCGCGGCCUGAAAUACUUUUUGAAGAUGCUCAUUUUCGUCCAUACUUCGACAACACCACAGAAAGAAACGUUACUUCCCAGCUUUCCAAAACUGCUUAUCUGCAUUGCAGGAUACGGCAAUUAGGAGAUCGAGUGGUUUCAUGGGUCCGACAGAAGGAUCUACACAUACUAACGGUAGGAAAAUAUACCUAUACGACUGACCAGCGCUACACAUCCAUCCAUAGGGAUGACAGCGAUGACUGGACCCUAGAAAUCAAGUAUACACAAAAGAAAGAUGCAGGAAUAUACGAGUGUCAAAUAAGUACAGAACCAAAACUGAGCUUGGCAAUACAGCUUAAUGUCGUUAGUAAGUAA